AUGGACUCAAAUAUUUCAUGUGUGUUCACAGACGUAGAUGGUACACUAGCAAAUAGCGAGAAUCAAUUAUCUUUAAUUAACGCAAAAACUAUUUCAGCUUUGAUGGAUUCUCAUAUUUUAUUAGUACCAGCAACUGGCCGUUCCAAAGUGGGUUUCCUAAGAAUGUUCACAGAAGAUAUUAUGGAUAUUGCUAAACAUCAUGGCUUUCCGGGAAUAUAUUUUAAUGGAGCAGUUUUAAUAGGUCCAAAUGGAAUAGAUGACAUUAUGAGGACUUGGACAAUUCCAGAUGAAUGCAUGAUAGAACUCUGCAAUUUAUUGGAUUCAAUACAAAUUGAGUGGCAACCUGAAGAUGAGGGUUACGAAGAGGCUAAACUUAGAGGUGAAACACAUAGAGGAGUCGCUUAUAGUGUUUAUUUACUGAAUGAGUUUAUACAUAACGUUAGAGGUUGUCACCUAAGAUAUGUUGAAAGCCUUAGUAGAGAAUUCUCAGUAAAGGUUGAAAGUGUCGUUGAUGUUAUUAAAAAAAAUCCUAAUCAAUCUUUAAAGUUUAUUAUCGGUGAAACAAGAGAAAAACUUGAAGAAAUCAAAGAUAAGGUACAUGCUUUUCUUAAAAACAAGCCAGCAAGGGUUCUUUUUUCCCAUCCCCUAAUAUUGGAAAUCCUACAUAUAGACUGUUCUAAGGGAAAUGCUGCAGAGCAUUUGCUCAAAACUCUCAAUAUUCAUCCUGAAAACUGUCUAGCUAUCGGUGAUGCUGAAAAUGAUGUCGAAUUACUUAAGCUUUCGGGAGUUGCUGUUGCUGUUGCUAAUGCUUGUAAUAUGGCCAAAGGUGCCGCCCAACAUAUAGUCGCAUCUAAUGACGACGACGGAUUUUCAGAAGCUAUUCAGAAAUUUUGUAAUAUUAAAAUAAACUUUGACUAG
This is a messenger RNA of Cryptosporidium ubiquitum, 918 nucleotides long. RefSeq lists its product as uncharacterized. The transcript has a single exon. Bases 1 to 918 code for a protein of 305 amino acids. Gene Ontology annotation, cellular component: cytosol. Gene Ontology annotation, molecular function: magnesium ion binding; phosphatase activity. NCBI's taxonomy places the organism in Eukaryota, Apicomplexa, Conoidasida, Eucoccidiorida, Cryptosporidiidae. The record is from RefSeq and is a predicted model, not a curated record.